Messenger RNA from Dama dama (fallow deer), 794 nucleotides. Its product is annotated as cytochrome c oxidase assembly factor 3 homolog, mitochondrial. The record is from RefSeq and is a predicted model, not a curated record. Gene Ontology annotation, biological process: mitochondrial respiratory chain complex IV assembly. NCBI's taxonomy places the organism in Eukaryota, Metazoa, Chordata, Mammalia, Artiodactyla, Cervidae. The coding region runs from base 45 to 365 and encodes 106 amino acids. The transcript has 2 exons. Gene Ontology annotation, cellular component: mitochondrial inner membrane.
GCAAGCACCGCGCCCCGGGACCGGCGAAGGGCAAGAGCGGCAACAUGGCGGCACCCGGAGCUGGAGACCCGGUGGAUGCCAAAAGCGGAAAGGCCCCGCUGGCUCAGCGCAUCGACCCGACUCGGGAGAAGCUGACUCCUGCACAACUACAAUUUAUGCGGCAGGCGCAGCUCGCCCAGUGGCAGAAGACGCUGCCACAACGGCGGACGCGGAACAUCGUGACUGGCCUGGGCAUUGGGGCCCUGGUAUUAGCAAUUUAUGGUUACACCUUCUACUCGGUGUCCCAGGAGCGUUUCCUGGAUGAGCUGGAAGAUGAGGCCAAAGCUGCUCGAGCCCGAGCUCUGGAAAGGGCAUCAGGACACUGAUCCAGAUGGGCAUGGUGCAUGUCUAACCUGCUGGAGUCCCUUCACAUGGUGGAUGAUGCUCCAUGAUCCUGUAGAAAUUGAAGCCUGCAUUGCUGGCCGUCUUACUAACUUUGGACCAUGAUAGGGGUCCAAGGCCGGGGGUUUGUGCCAUUGUCAAGGGAACAACGCCCACCUAACCUUGAUUCUGUGUGGCCACUGACCCCUUUGUUUGUUUCCUAGUUUGUUUCCUUGUUUGAAGUAUCCACCUUGGCUUUUCCCAAGCAUUGACUUCAUGGUUUAGUCCUCUUAAACUCCCCUGGGGGCCGAUUUGGAGGGUGGAGGACAAGAGGUGGGCUAUUAUGGGGGUGGGUGUGGCAGCUAUGUGCAGUGUUGGAGCCUAAAAUGGGAAAGAUGGGGUCAGGUUGAAAGUAAUAAACUGAAUCAUUUCUC